UGUGAAGCUCUGAUGCGUUGAAAAAUAACUCCUUGUAAAACUGGAUUUGUACCAAAUAGGAGUGCCAUCACUUCAGUCUACCGACUUCAGCUACGCAUUGGUCGCUAUUUUCACCUCUGUCCCUCAUAAAGAUGUUUCUGGCCAAAAGACUCAUUGGUGGCAUCCUGGAUGUUGUGAGCAACAUCGACCCUGGUCAAUUUGUGCCAUCAGAUCCUCCCCCACCACGCAGACCUCUGGCCUACGCGGAGCAGAAUGAGAAUGACGAGGAGAGACAGUUACGCAAGGUGUUCCAGCAACUCGCUGGGGAUGACAUGGAGGUCAGCCCCACUGAACUGAUGAACAUCCUCAACAGGAUCAUUGGCAAACGUACUGACCUGAAGACUGACGGCUUUAGCAUCGAGUCAUGCAGGAGCAUGGUGGCUGUCAUGGACAGCGACAGCACAGGAAAGCUAGGUUUCCAUGAGUUCAAGUUUUUAUGGAACAACAUCAAGAAAUGGCAGGGCAUCUACAUAUCAAAUGACGCAGACCGCUCAGGGAUCAUCUCCUCACAAGAGCUUCCCGCUGCCUUCAGAGCUGCAGGCUUCCCUCUCAACGACCAACUAUUCCAGUUGAUCGUCCGCAGGUACAGUGACGAACAGGGCAACAUGGACUUUGACAACUUCAUUGGGUGCCUGGUGAGACUGGACGCCAUGUGUCGAGCUUUCAAGACUCUGGACAAAGAUGAUAAUGGAAGUAUCAAAGUCAACAUCAAGGAGUGGCUUCAGUUGACCAUGUACUCAUAAAACAUAAAGGAAAGCCUACAAAAAGCCUACAUGAAUCUCUUCAUGAAUCUCUCUCUCUCAUUUAAGAUUUGUAUUUCAUAUUACCAUUGUUAUUAUUGUAUACAAACGUUCAUAGUGGUCCUCUGUAGCUCAGCUGGUAGAGCACGGCGCUUGUAACGCCAAGGUAGUGGGUUCGAUCCCCGGGACCACCCACACACAAAAAUGUAUGCACGCAUGACUGUAAGUCGCUUUGGAUAAAAGUGUCUGCUAAAUGGCAUAUUAUUAUUAUUAUUAUUCAUACAUCAUUCAGUCAUGAAUGUUCAUUCAGUUUAUCACUAGAUGGCAGCAUUGCAGCAACACCAGGAAAGCACACAUUUACCUUCUCUACAAUAGGGCAAACUCAACUACAUUUCUAUAGUCCAACUAUAUUUUUGUUUUCCUUUAUUCUGGCAACACAUUUUUAGUCAAACAUUCCAUACUGCUAUGUAAUGUAAUGUAAUAUAUACAUUCUAGUGCUCAAUAAAGGGGCAAUAUUACCUCA
Coregonus clupeaformis (lake whitefish) is the source of this 1302-nucleotide messenger RNA. RefSeq names its product calpain small subunit 1. The coding region runs from base 132 to 782 and encodes 216 amino acids. The record is from RefSeq and is a predicted model, not a curated record. Gene Ontology annotation, molecular function: calcium ion binding. The transcript has 11 exons. Lineage: Eukaryota; Metazoa; Chordata; Actinopteri; Salmoniformes; Salmonidae.